This is a messenger RNA of Penicillium diatomitis, 1404 nucleotides long. Its product is annotated as endonuclease/exonuclease/phosphatase family protein. Gene Ontology annotation, cellular component: cytoplasm. The record is from RefSeq and is a predicted model, not a curated record. The transcript has 2 exons. Gene Ontology annotation, molecular function: sphingomyelin phosphodiesterase activity. The coding region runs from base 1 to 1404 and encodes 467 amino acids. Lineage: Eukaryota; Fungi; Ascomycota; Eurotiomycetes; Eurotiales; Aspergillaceae.
AUGAAAUCCACUCUCGCUCUUGCGGCGAUGUUCACGGCAUCUGCCCAUGCGGCAGCCACCAGCGGGAAAUUCACCGCGCUGAGCUUCAACGUGGCUGGCCUCCCUGAGCUCCUCCAAGGCAAUGAAGUGAACGGAUCCAAGACCGAGAAUUCAGGAUUGAUUGGGACCUACUUUGCCAAGUAUGGUUACGAUCUCAUCCAUCUGCAAGAGGUGAGUCCUGCCGCUGGGGAAGGGGUGUGGUUUGUAGUGGAUCAGGAUGCUAAUCGAGGCGUUUUGGACAAGGACUUCAACUACCAUGCAUACAUCUAUGCGACCGACAACCACCAAUACAGAACUCCAACCUCUGGAGGUGCCGCAAUUGGCAGUGGGUUGAACUCACUAUCCAAUUACAGCUGGUUGAACUUUCUCCGAACCAAGUGGAACAAAUGCUCCAGUGCGUCAGGCAGUGACUGCCUUACUCCCAAGGGAUUCACGUUUAUGCGAUGGAACCCGUCCGAGGGCGUCUAUAUCGAUGUGUACAAUUUCCAUGCCGAUGCUGGCACCGAGCCCGAUGAUGAACAGGCCCGAAACAGCAACUUGCAACAGGUCGCAGAUUACAUCGACACCUGGUCCGUCGGCAACGCGGUGCUGGUCAUGGGCGACACCAACAGCCGAUACACGCGCCAAGAUGACACCGGCAUCCGUGUGUUCAAGUCCCAAAACAACCUCCAGGACGCCUGGAUCGUAAACGCAAAGGGCGGCGUCUACCCCACCGCGGGAGCCGACGCUCUCCUGUGCGUCAACCCUUCCACGACCGAGACCUGCGAGACCGUCGACAAGGUGCUCUACCGCGGAUCGAGCCUCGUGUCUCUAUCCUCCACCAGCUUCCUGUACGCCGGCGAGCAGUUCCCCAACACCAACCCCGAGUACCUCGGUCAAAUCAUUUCGGACCACAACCCGGUCCUCGUGGACUUUUCCUGGACCACGUCGAGCGAUUUUCGACAGAGCCCCUUCUCAGGUGGUCCCCAUGGUAACUGGUUCAACGAUCUCCCAAAACUCCCUGCCUCGCCCGUUGCAUCGGUCCUGAAGUUCAGCGGCGCCGAUCGUCUGGAUUCCGUCUCCAUCCAACUGGCGGACGGGACUACCUUCAGCCACGGCGGAACCGGCGGCACUGCCAAGAGCCUUACGCUGGGUAAGGGGGAGCGCUGGAUUAGUACCAAGCUUUGCACCGGUCAGAAGGAUGGCCGGACUCGUAACUUUUAUAUCAAGGCGACGACUAGUGAUGGCCGGACUCUCGAGGUAGGUACUGCGACGGAUAGUUGCACCAGUUUUGUGGCGGACUCGGGAUAUGGGGUGGUUGGCUUUAUGGGUCAGGAUGGGGAUGAGAUUGAUCAGUUGGCGCUCAUUUAUGCUCGCUACGCAUGA